Talaromyces rugulosus is the source of this 1899-nucleotide messenger RNA. RefSeq lists its product as uncharacterized. Lineage: Eukaryota; Fungi; Ascomycota; Eurotiomycetes; Eurotiales; Trichocomaceae. Gene Ontology annotation, cellular component: nucleolus. The transcript is spliced from 3 exons. Bases 1 to 1899 code for a protein of 632 amino acids. Gene Ontology annotation, molecular function: RNA helicase activity; ATP binding; nucleic acid binding. The record is from RefSeq and is a predicted model, not a curated record.
AUGCCUCCGAAAUCCUCAGUGUCCUCCUCCAGAGCCUGGGAUGGCGUCAAGCCCCCGCUGUCGGAUUGGAUCCUCGAAGCCGUUGCGACAUUAGGCUUCACGCGCAUGACGCCGGUCCAAGCAUCGACAAUCCCGCUUUUCAUGGCCCAUAAAGAUGUGGUCGUCGAAGCCGUAACCGGAAGUGGGAAGACAUUGUCGUUUCUCAUACCAAUUGUGGAGAGGCUGCUACGAUUAGACGAGCCGAUUAAAAAGCAUCAUGUCGGAGCCAUUGUGGUAUCUCCCACGAGAGAGCUAGCUUCGCAAAUCCAUCAAGUUUUGUUGUCGCUAUUGGCUUUCCAUGGCCCUUCUGCCGCCGCCAUGACGCCGCCGGACGAGGACGCAAACCAGACCAAAGCAUACCCUUCAAGUUCCUUGAAGGUCAUUCCACAACUUCUCCUGGGAGGAUCAACUACACCCGCAGAAGAUCUGAGUUCGUUUCUGAAGAAAUCCCCAAAUGUUCUUAUUGCGACGCCCGGUAGGCUGCUAGAACUACUUUCGUCGCCGCACGUGCACUGUCCCCAAUCAUCGUUUGAAAUGCUGGUUUUUGAUGAAGCCGACAGACUGUUGGACCUUGGCUUCAAAACCGAUAUCCAGAAGAUUCUCGGGCGACUGCCAAAACAGAGGAGGACAGGCUUGUUUAGUGCCAGUGUGAGCGAAGCGUUGGAUCAAAUCAUCCGAGUCGGGUUGCGCAACCCCGUCAAGGUUGCAGUCAAAGUCCGUGGUGCAUCUGGCGUUGAAGAGAAGCGGACACCCGCAAGCUUGCAAAUGACAUAUCUCGUCACUCCUCCCACGCACAAACUCCCUGCCGUGAAUAAUAUCUUAAAAGUGUUGGAUCCGAGGCCACAGAAGACUAUACUUUAUUUUGCUACAUGCGCAAGCGUCGACUACUUCCAGCACAUUAUUCCCCUUCUGCUUGGAGACGAAUUCACCGUUAUACCACUUCAUGGGAAGCAUCCAUCUAACGUGCGACAAAAGAACUUUACCCGAUUUAUCAACUCUAUAACUCCUUCCGUACUACUGACAACAGAUGUGGCGGCGCGUGGGCUGGAUAUUCCAUCGGUCGAUCUAGUCAUUCAGAUUGAUCCCCCAUCUGAUCCCAAGGUAUUCAUACACCGCUGCGGACGCGCGGGCAGAGCAGGCCGCCGAGGUCUGAGCAUAGUUCUUCUUCACCCAGGCCGUGAAGAAGACUUUGUUCCUUUCUUGGAUGUUCGCAAGACGCCAGUGACUUUGUACGAGAAUUCGUCAUUAUCUAUAACCGAUGAAGACGCCUCGAAGGCAACCACGACGGCACGCAGAGCAGUCAUGUCUGACAGAGCCCAUCACGAUAAGUCCCAGAGAGCAUUUGUUAGCUGGCUACGAAGCUAUAGCAAACACCAAGCAAGCAGUAUAUUUCGUGUUGCUGACUUGGACUGGGAGGCAUUAGGGCAUGCUUGGGGCCUGCUCAAGCUGCCAAAGAUGCCAGAAUUGAGACAUUUCAAGGGUGAUAAAAGCUUGGGAAUGUCGAUUGACUGGGCCAAUUACGCUUAUCAGGACAAGCAGAGAGAAAAGAACCGGCAAGAAGCUCUACAAGAAGCAGAAUCAGGACAGCAGAACCCUAAGAAACGGCCCGCGAGUGAAAGUGUGGCCUGGAGCGAGAAUUUGGAAAAGAGAAAGGAAAGGGAAGAGCGGCGCGAGAGGAAGAAGGCUCGUCGUGACAGGGAUAAAUGGGACAAGAUGACCGAGGACGAGAGACAGCAAGUCCGCGAGACAGAGGCCAUGGUUGAAAAGGUUCGCAAGGAAGCAGAACUGCAACGAGAGAAAGAUGCAGCGAGCAAGAAUGCGGAAACUGAAGGCGAAGAUGAGUUCAAAGGCUUUGACUGA